AUGGAUGAGGAGCUGGCUGCUCGUGCUGCCGAGGUGGCAGAGCUGCGUGCGCUCUACGGUCCUCGCAAGGAGUGGACCGAGCUCGACGCUGAGACCAUCCUCAUCAAACGAACUGCCAACUAUGGGCGAGUCGACUGCCUCUUCCACUACUUCUUCGUCCUCUCCAACCUCAAGCACGGCCUCCACGGCCGUCACAAGCGAGCCCGAGAGGACUUCAAGUGCCUCACCGCGCUCGAGAUCAUUUCCUUCAUUGGCAAGGAGGUGCAGUAUGUCCAGGAACUGCUCAAGGUUCCCCAAACCACUGCGCGCAUUCUGCUGAGUCACUACAUGUGGAACACCGAGCGCCUCGUCACCGAUUUCCUGGAGAGCCCCAGCCGAGUGUUCUUUUCGGUGCGAGCCGCCGGUGGUCAGAACUCAGGCGAAGCGGCCAGCGCCAAGGGUAAGGAGAAGGUCGGCGAUGACUUCGAUGAAGAUAACGAGGGAGCAGAUGAAACGAAGAGCGGAGGUGAUGCGGAGGAGACCUUCGCUUGCCCCGGGUGCUUCGACGACAGCCCCAACUACACCAAGCUCUCCAAUGACUGCUACAAGGAGUACCUGUCAAUCAAGAUCAAGGACGGCCAGGCGGACAAGAUCGGCUGUCCCGCGUACAAGUGUAAGCAGACCGUGCCCGAGAGUGUCAUCAAGGACCUGGUCGAUGAGGACGUGUUUAAGAAGUACAACUCCUUCCUCGCCAACUCCUACGUCGAAAACAACCCCUACGUCAUGUGGUGCCCUGCACCGGGCUGCCAGUAUGCUGUCCAGGCGACCAUCAAGCUCAACUGCACCGUCACUUGCCAGUGCGGCAACUCGUUCUGGUACUGA
Molecule: messenger RNA, 861 nt
Organism: Acanthamoeba castellanii str. Neff
Lineage: Eukaryota; Discosea; Longamoebia; Acanthamoebidae
Product: IBR domain containing protein
Exons: 8
Coding region: 1-861 (286 amino acids)
Biological process (GO): protein polyubiquitination; positive regulation of proteasomal ubiquitin-dependent protein catabolic process; ubiquitin-dependent protein catabolic process
Cellular component (GO): ubiquitin ligase complex; cytoplasm
Molecular function (GO): ubiquitin conjugating enzyme binding; zinc ion binding; ubiquitin protein ligase activity
Source: RefSeq, a predicted model, not a curated record